Molecule: messenger RNA, 210 nt
Organism: Didymodactylos carnosus
Lineage: Eukaryota; Metazoa; Rotifera; Eurotatoria; Philodinida; Philodinidae
Source: the annotation of a GenBank genome assembly
GCCCCAUACCUUAAUGAAUUUAACUUAACUACUGCUCUUCUUUAGAGCGAUUGGUGGUACCCGAAGACGUUAAAUGAAUAUCGUCGUCGACGUGAUGCAGCGCGAGUACACAACAAAACAAUAACAAUUGCAAAUGAAAACUUGAAUCCAUUUCCAUAUAUUGAAUUAGUCCAUCAACAAUUUCAACUAUUGAGUAGUAAAACAAUGUAG